Messenger RNA from Condylostylus longicornis, 1557 nucleotides. RefSeq lists its product as uncharacterized. Bases 1 to 1557 code for a protein of 518 amino acids. The record is from RefSeq and is a predicted model, not a curated record. Lineage: Eukaryota; Metazoa; Arthropoda; Insecta; Diptera; Dolichopodidae. The transcript has 3 exons.
AUGAAAGUAAAAGAGCUAGCAAGAGAAAAACGCGAAAGUUACUUAAAAUACCUAAGUAAGAGAUCGCCCGAAGCAUACAGAGAAUACAAAUCUGUGAGAAACCGCGUAAAUUCCAACAUACGCAGAAUAAAAAAAGAACACUGGGAAGCGUUUACUGCAGACAUUGAAAGAGAUUUGUAUGGUGCUCAAAAAAAAGUGUGGGGAUUGCUUCGACGAAGGAAAAAGGAGGUAAAUGAAUAUGUGCAAACAAAUACUAUAUCUAUUCAAGACUGGGAAAAUCACUUUAGAAAGUUGUAUGAAAAUAGGGAAGACCGUGAAGCAGAAACACUUUUGCCAGAAGUAAUAAGUACUUUUAUUAGCAUAGAACUUGUGGAGAACGCUGUAAAAAGUUUGAAAAAUCGAAAGGCAGCCGGAUAUGAUGAAAUACCAAAUGAGCUAAUAAAAUACGGGAGCGAAGGUCUUCAUCAUCAAUUGGCAUUAUUAUCUACGAUAGACGCAAUUUUUGUGGUGCGACAAGUAGUAGAAAAAUCAAUAGAAUUCGAGAAACCGGCAUUUAUGUGCUUCGUGGAUUUAACUAAAGCUUUCGACCGCGUCCAACUCAAUGAUAUAAUCGAGAUAUUGACAGCGAAAAACAUCCCACCCGAAAUAAUUAAAAUUAUCGAAACCUUGAACAGAAACACCUCCACAUAUAUAUUAACGAACAACAUCAAAUCAAACGAAAUUCAAAUAUCAUCAGGAAUAAGGCAAGGCGAUUCUUUGAGUCCAUUUCUCUUCAACUUAAUAAUGGAAAAAAUAAUAUCUGAAGUGAAAAACGCAGGACGUGGCUAUAGAACUUCAAAAGGAGAAAUAAAAAUUAUAUGCUACGCAGAUGAUGCCGUGCUAAUAUCCGAAAAUGAAGACGAGCUGCAAAAAUUGCUACACCAGUUUUAUAUUACAUCUUCAAAAUUAAACAUGGAAAUUUCGGUAGCAAAAACAAAGUCUCUGGUAAUUGCAAAAGAACCUUUAAGAUGUAAAUUGGCGGUUAACGACAAAAUAAUAGAGCAAGUAAUGUCGUUUAAGUAUUUAGGGGUAGAGGUUUCUGCUUGCCAAAACCGAAAAAAAGAAAAUAUGCAACAAAUAAACAAAGCAGCAAGAGUCAGUGGUUGUCUAAGCGACAUUAUAUGGAAAAACAAGCACAUGGGACAAGCAGCGAAGAUUAAAAUAUAUAAAUCAUGCGUACGCCCAAUUAUGACUUAUGCAGCGGAAACUAAGGCGGAGACAAGCAAAACAAAAGCCAACUCGCGUGCAGCAGAAAUGAAAACGCUUAGAAAAAUAGCAGGACGCACAUUGCAAGAUAGAGUUCCGAGCGCAGAAAUAAGAAACAUGUUAGAUGUUCAAGAUGUGGUAAGAUGGGUAAGAGCUAGGAGGCGUGCCUGGAAUGAACACGUCUCUAGAAUGCAGAGUGACCGCAUUGCAAAAAUAGCAAGGGAUGGCAAGCCAAGCAACACCAGGCCGCCAGGCAGACCACCUAAAAGAUGGAUCGAGUGCUGGACAUCAACUUCUCAAGAGGCGAACUAA